UCCCCUGCUACAUCGGCGAUCCGCACCCCAAAUCGCAAAAGUCAAGUAAGUACUCCCUAUUCAGCCUGGAGACGCAAGCUUCCAGAUCAGCGCUGCCGUCUGGUCUGGCUUCUUCUUCUCCCGUCGUUGCUGACAGUCAGUCCGCCCUGCCUUCGCUGCUGUUCUUGUCAAAGCUUCUCUACCGUUCUGCGUCCUUCCGCUCAGGAUGUACUCCAGCCCUUUGUUUCCGUUGUGUGUUUCCGAGUAUCACGACUACUUCAUGUUGUUGAGUCUGUUCUUGGUGAUAUCCCUGUGGUAGCCCGCAUGGGAGGGCAAGUAUGAUGGAGGAGGAUGAAGAUUGCGGAACACAGAACAGGUACACACAAGUACUAGUCGUCGGUAUUUGAAGAGGCGGAAGCCAAGGGACCGAUCAUCUGAGACUGAGGGGGGGGUGCUCUGCUGCGAUAGUACGGGGAAAUGGGGGCUCGAGGCAAUCGGGGAGGGAGGUAUCUUCCGCCGUACCCCCGCUGCAGCAGAACUAUCUAUGGAUGGGACAGACCACAGGAUGCAAAGCUGGACGGCCAGUCCUGGUGGCCGCGAAGCAUGUCGGCUUUUAUUCUGGCCACCCACGAUACAUUUAUCUCCAGCAGCGCACAUGGGCACGGUCGACCAGCUUACCACAGGUCAGUUCCAGUUCAUGAGCGAGAGCCCAAUGCUCCUCCUGGCUAUCCGAUGGGCACACGCACACGACAAUCCAAGUCCACCAAUGCUGCACCCUAUCCCACGUCGCCGCAUCAUUCGGGAGUAAGACAGCCCAGCAGUUCAGGUCCAGUAACUGGUACUUCCAGUCCCUACCGCGCGCUAACGGCGUCUGUUUUCCCCAAGAUUCUGCUGAAGAUAUCCCAAAUCCUGCAAGCCGGACUGAUGUAUCACAUUGAUAGCCUGACAGGCCAUAAAAGCUGCCAUGAACGGCGAUGGGAAAGACGCAAUACCACCCUCCUCAAGGGAAACAGCGAAUGCCAUGCAGGUGAAGGAUCCUCGGAACCAUGGUAGCCACGGCGGACCCCCAAAAUCGAGUUUAUUCCCUGGCCUCCUAGAGGACGAGGCCGAACAGCGAUUAUGUAUGUGCUGGAUUCCACAUCGAUGGUGCGUGCAAGGCAGCGGAUGGCUGCAGCUAGCGAUGAGCCAUUUGAGACCUGACUUACUUCCCCUCUCGUACGAGUACUUUGGAUGCCGGAGCAUCGUCAGCUAGCCAGCUUUUGCCAAUACAUCUUCUCAUCACAGUCACACCACUGCGCUUCUCAUUUCACAAGCUGUCGACUUCGGACCGUUCGAAAAGCUGAACUCGAGCACACCAGCCUGCCACAUUUCCUCACUUCUCACAUAAAAAAAGUCCAAGUCCCCCGUCCACCAGCGACCAACUCACCAGACGUGCAG
Molecule: messenger RNA, 1416 nt
Organism: Hyaloscypha bicolor E
Lineage: Eukaryota; Fungi; Ascomycota; Leotiomycetes; Helotiales; Hyaloscyphaceae
Exons: 1
Coding region: 457-1032 (191 amino acids)
Source: RefSeq, a predicted model, not a curated record